This is a messenger RNA of Oryzias latipes (Japanese medaka), 1151 nucleotides long. RefSeq names its product telomerase RNA component interacting RNase (gene trir). NCBI's taxonomy places the organism in Eukaryota, Metazoa, Chordata, Actinopteri, Beloniformes, Adrianichthyidae. The record is from RefSeq and is a predicted model, not a curated record. Gene Ontology annotation, molecular function: 5'-3' exonuclease activity; 3'-5' exonuclease activity.
GCCCACCUCACCUGCGGCGUCAUAGGAUGAAAUCAAACAUGGCCGACAGACGGCUGUGGUUAUAAAAGUUAGCGACGGGCGAUGAGAAAAGUCCCCAAAGCUUCCUAUUUUUGAUGAAACUGUUCUAACCUUCCGCGUUCUUGGAACGUCAUUUUAUACUAUUUACAUUUUUUGAAAACUGAACUGGAUCUUCAUCGUAAAAUUGUGUCGUCGGGCAUUUUAGCCCUCACUGUUAGCCUCGUUAGCACUAGCAGCUGAGCUAAGCGCUCCGUUUUUGUUCCGGAAAACAACGUUUUUAAGGCGGUGCAAUUGACAUUUAUUUUGUUUUUUGGCACUUUUAGCCUUAUUUGGGAGACGUGUCGUAAAUUUUCGUGUUUUUCGGAUUAGCAAUUGAUAGCUGCUAAGCUAGUUUUCAAGCAGUCCUCUUUUGUGUUUUUUCUGACUGCUUGUUCUUGGGGGGAGAAAAACAAAGAAGAAAUGGACGUAAAGCGAUCCCACGGCGCACGUCAGACGAGCAGCAGCAGCAGUGGAGAGUCGAGCUGCGACAGCCCCGGAUCCCCGUCGAGGAGCCCCGCACAGUUCGGGAGCCAGGCGUCGGCCUCCAACGUGUUCGCCAACGACGGCAGCUUCAUGGAGCUUUUCAAGAAGAAGAUGGAGGAGGAGAAGAGGAAAAAAGAGGCGCAGCUCGCAGGUGCCGGAGAUGCGGGGCCCAACGAGCAAGGACAGACUUCCCUGGAAAAGAAGCCCCCUCCUGUGACGACCUUUGUGGGGAAGCGCAGAGGCGGCGUGUUCCUCAAGACCGGCAUGGUUGCAAAGAAGCAGAAACAGGACUCAGACGCUGUCGGAGGCAAGAGCGAUGCCUGGUCAAAGUACAUGGCUGAAGUGAAAAAGUACAAAGACCACCAGUGUUGUGACGACGAUAAAACCCGGCCUCUCGUCAAAUAGGACUCCAACAGAUGAAGCUCCUUUUGAAGACGCUCACCGAGAGCCUUCAUGAACUGUAAAGAGACAUUUUCCCUCUUUUUGUAUUGUUUGUCUGUUUUUGGGCUGUCAUGUUGGUUUCAGAGACUCUGCUUUGAAUAAUUAAAAUUAAAACGUCACAAGACUGAUUCAUUGCAUCAAUGUCUCGAAUUAAAGUCUAGAUUAAACCA